This is a messenger RNA of Trichechus manatus latirostris (Florida manatee), 1739 nucleotides long. It is a transcript of the gene FAHD2A, whose product is annotated as fumarylacetoacetate hydrolase domain-containing protein 2A. The transcript is spliced from 8 exons. The record is from RefSeq and is a predicted model, not a curated record. Lineage: Eukaryota; Metazoa; Chordata; Mammalia; Sirenia; Trichechidae. Gene Ontology annotation, molecular function: catalytic activity. Bases 454 to 1404 code for a protein of 316 amino acids.
GGGGUAGCAGGAUGAAGUUUGCAUUUAAAAAAUUGCUUGUGGCAGCUGCUGUGAGGCCAGUUUCCCCAGGGGUCCCUUGCCUAUGCUGAGGCCCUGCUCUUGAAUUCACAUUGUGUUCAGUGGCCGGGUCUGGGCUUAGCUAACUCCUCGUCCUGCUCAUGUGAGCCCAGCUCUGCUCAGCAUCACUUUCUCAAGGAACUAGACAAAGUCAGGGUCCCUGAUCUUCACAGCCACAGUCAUACGGUGAACCUCACUUACGUCAUCAGUCAUUAACAUCUGUCUGUCCUCUGAGCGGGAUGGCAGCUCGGAGUUUGUCUGACCUCCGUUGUUUCCCCAACGCCUAGAGUGGUGCCAAGCACAUUGUAAGAUUUCAGGAAAUACUGGCUGAAGGAAUUGCUGGAAUCUCUGGGACCUCGCUCAGUGCCUGGACCUGCUUUUUCUCUGCAGGCGCUGAUGCUGGGCUUUGGUGCAAGAAGGCUGCUCACAGCACUUCUGCAGCCUCAGCCUCAGAGGUGGCCCUUGCAGCCCUCCAGAGACAUGAGACUGGUACAGUUCCAGGCACCCCACCUGGCAGGACCUCGCCUGGGCCUGGAGUCAGGGAAUGACCGGGGAGUCAUCGACCUCAACGCCUUUGACUCCACACUCCCCAAGACGAUGAUAGAGUUCCUGGAGCAGGGAGAGGCCACCCUCUCAGUAGCGAGAAGAGCCCUGACUGCCUCAUUGCCGACCCUGCUGCGGUCGGAGGUGACCUUCCUGCCCCCGGUCACGCGGCCAGACAAGGUGGUGUGCGUGGGCAUGAACUACGUGGACCACUGCAAAGAGCAGAACGUGCCCGUGCCCAAGGAGCCCAUCAUCUUCAGCAAGUUUGCCAGCAGCAUCGUGGGGCCCUAUGACGAGGUCGUCCUCCCACCCGAGAGCCAGGAGGUGGACUGGGAGGUGGAGCUGGCCGUGAUCAUUGGAAAGAAAGGCAAGCACAUCAAGGCCACAGAUGCCAUGGCUCAUGUGGCCGGCUUCACCGUGGCCCACGACGUCAGCGCUCGGGACUGGCAGAUGAGACGCAACGGAAAGCAGUGGCUGCUGGGAAAAACCUUUGACACCUUCUGCCCCCUGGGCCCUGCCCUGGUGACCAAGGACAGCGUACCAGACCCGCACAACUUGAAGAUUUGCUGCCGGGUCAACGGGGAGGUCGUGCAGAGCAGCAGCACCAGCCAGAUGGUGUUUAAGACGGAAGAGCUGAUUGCCUGGGUCUCCCAGUUUGUCACUCUUUACCCAGGGGACGUCUUCCUGACCGGGACACCCCCAGGUGUCGGUGUAUUCCGGAAACCUCCGGUCUUUCUCAAGAAGGGAGACGAAGUCCAGUGUGAGAUUGAAGAGCUAGGCAUCAUCAUCAACAAGGUGGUGUGAGGGCUCCCGCCACAGGCCCUGGACUUAACACUGAAGCGCCCAGGAAGGCCCAGUGCCCAGGGCGGGCGGAAGGCCCGGUGCCCGAGGGGGGCGCGUCAGCCCCUCGAGGCCCUCUUCCAGAAUCAUGGGAGAAGAUGGAACGCCCUCAAUAAACGUCUCAGGCCAGAGCAGUAGCUGGGCUUUUAUCAUCUUUUAGGGUUUGUUGCCGGGAGUGAGAGAGGACACUCUCACGGGGUCGGGGAUGACCAGACGCACCGAAGAUGCUGCUGGGCUGGGGAAAAGGAGUCACCAGUCCCCGUUAUCACACCAAAGGAUGGAGGGAGCAGGAGACAGCA